AUGGCAGGGCUUCAAGAACAGACUUUACCUUCCAAUAGUGCCCUGCCUCAAGUGCGACUGACAAUGGAAUUAAUGGGGCACAGGCAGUGGAAAAGGGUCCAGGUCUCUACUGUUGGUAGGAGUGAAUGUGCCACCUGGGGCAAUUUCCACUUUCAUACGUUUGACCAUGUUAAGUUCACUUUUCCUGGAACCUGCACGUACGUCUUUGCUUCUCACUGCAAUGACAGCUACCAGGACUUUAACAUCCAAAUCAGGCGCAGUGACAAAAAUAGUCACCUUAUCUACUUCACGGUCACCAUUGAUGGGGUGAUCCUGGAGGUGAAGGAGACUGGCAUCACAGUGAAUGGAAACCAGAUCCCUGUGCCCUUCAGCUUGAAGAGCAUCCUGAUUGAGGACACCUGUGCUUACUUCCAAGUCACUUCCAAGCUGGGUCUGACACUCAAGUGGAACUGGGCUGACACUCUCCUACUGGACCUGGAAGAAACAUAUAAAGAGAAAAUAUGUGGUCUCUGUGGGAACUAUGAUGGCAAUAAGAAGAAUGAUUUGAUUUUGGACGUGGUAGAUUUGGAGCUCAUUGUCAUACUUGAUAUUAAGCUUUUUGGGCACAUCUUAGUCAUGUUUCUGCCCUUUACUUCACAACCGCAAUUGAUCAGGAAUGCCCAAACAACAUGGAGUACAUGGAAUGUGGAAAUUCCUGUGCUGAUACUUGUGCUGACCCAGAAAGAAGCAAGAUUUGCAAAGCCCCGUGUACAGAUGGCUGUUUCUGUCCUCUUGAACACUGAUGACACAUUUGUGGUGAUUGGAGAGAUUGUUCAGUGUGGGACAUCAAAGACAAUGACUUGCUUAAAGAAUGUAAUUGUCACACUAGGAAGAACUACGAUAAAAAUAUGUUCCUGUGGAAAUAUCUACAUGAACAAUUUCAUUGUGAAGCUGCCAGUAAGCAAAGAUGGCAUCACCAUCUUCAGACCCUCUACAUUUUUUAUCAAAAUCUUGAGCUCAAUUGGAGUACAGAUUCGAGUGCAAAUGAAACCUGUGAUGCAGCUCUCCAUAACAGUUGAUCAUUCUUAUCAGAAUCGCACAUCUGAACGCUGCAUUAACACUACGAAUGACGAUUGCACAGAGAAGGCCAUACAUCCAUUUUAUUUCUCUUGCAAAGAUCCCUCUGAGGAGUGUCCUGAGACUAUGGUUUAUAACUAUAAUGUGAAGUACUGUAACCAGUCUUGCCGCUCACUGGAUGAACCCGAUCCGCUGUGUAAAGUUCAAAUUGCUCCUAUGGAGGGCUGCGGUUGCCCUGAAGGGACCUACCUCAAUGACGAGGAGGAAUGUGUCACUCCAGAUGACUGUCCCUGCUACUACAAAGGCAAGAUUGUUCAGCCUGAUUGCCCGGCUCCUAUGUACUACUUCAACUGCAGCUCCGCGGGUCCUGGUGCAAUUGGAUCAGAGUGUCAGAAAAGUUGUAAGACGCAAGACAUGCACUGUUAUGUCACAGAAUGUGUCUCUGGCUGCAUGUGUCCUGAUGGGCUGGUACUGGAUGGCAGUGGAGGUUGUAUUCCCAAAGACCAGUGCCCGUGUGUCCAUGGAGGACACUUUUAUAAACCUGGGGAAACCAUCCAAGUUGACUGCAACACAUGCACAUGUAACAAAAGGCAGUGGAACUGCACGGACAAUCCCUGCAAGGGAACCUGCACCGUGUAUGGCAAUGGGCACUACAUGACCUUUGAUGGGGAGAAGUUUGAUUUCCUGGGAGACUGUGACUAUAUCCUAGCUCAGGACUUCUGCCCCAAUAACAUGGAUGCUGGCACCUUCCGAAUUGUAAUUCAGAACAAUGCCUGUGGGAAGUCACUCUCCAUCUGCUCUCUAAAGAUCACACUGAUUUUUGAGAGCAGUGAAAUCAGGCUCUUGGAAGGAAGAAUUCAGGAGAUAGCCACUGAUCCAGGAGCUAAGAGGAAUUAUACGGUGGAUCUCAGAGGAGGCUAUAUUGUGAUUGAAACGACUCAAGGGAUGAACUUCAUGUGGGACCAGAAGACUACAGUUGUCGUUCAUGUGGCACCAUCUUUCCAGAUUGAAUUAAUCUGGGCAGAGUGUAAAGUUGGUCAAACUGAGGCACUCAACAUCUGUGAUCCAGACUCUGAAGACUGUCCACUGACAGCUGCUCCCAGUGCAACAAGCCUAGUUCCUGUUACCACAUUGGCUCCUGUGAGCGAUUGUCUUGGGCUCAUUCCUCCUAGAAAGUUUAACGAAUCAUGGAAUUUUGGAAACUGCCAGAUUGCCACUUGCCUGGGAGAAGGAAAUAAUAUUAAAACUGUCCAGUGUGACUUGCCCUCCUCAGCAACUAAAACUCUGUGUGAAUGUUUCCCAUUCAUGAAACACUAUGAUGAAACUGGCUGCUGUGAAGUCUUUGAGUGUCAGCUAUUUUAUUUAAUGGGCAAGAAAGUUUUUCCAGACGUUUCCACGAAUGGUAUCACGAUAACCAGUUCUGGCCUUUACGUCAUAGUUGAAAUACCUGAAUUAGAAGUUUAUGUCUCCUACAGUCGACUUGCGUUUUACAUAAAACUCCCUUUGGAAAGUUUUAUAACAAUACCAUGGGACUGUGUGCCCAAGGAAGCAAAAUGCCAUAUCUGUUUCCUUGCUUUGAAAAGGAACCUGACCGAGUGCCACAGCGUGGUUCCCCCGCAGCCCUACUACGAGGCCUGCGUGGCCAGCGGGUGCUCGGACCAGCACCCCAGCACCGAGUGUCAGAGCAUGCAGACGUACGCGGCCUUGUGUGGGCUCCACGGGGUCUGUGUGGACUGGAGGAGGCAGGCGAAUGGGCAGUGUGCCUGGGCAGUGGUGCCGAAGAGCUCCUGCGAGGACUGUGUGUGCACAGAUGAACAGGAUGCUGUGACGCAAACCAACCGGAUCCAGUGUGUUCCAGUGAAAUGCCAAACCACCUGCCAGCAGGGUUUCGCUACGUGGAACAGGAGGGUCAGUGCUGCAGCCAGUGCCAGCAAGUGGCUUGUGUGGCAAAUUUUCCAUUUGGCAAUGUCACCAUCGAGUCUCACAAAUAAAAAACUAGAACCAGGAAAAGGAAAGAAGUACUUUCUUGUUAUACAUUUACUCCAUCAGCAGCAAAUCUUUACAAAAACUCUCAGUGGGGAGUUAAACUUUGACAUGGAGCGUAUCUCAAUGAAAUAUUUUAAUGGACUGGAUCCUCCACUAGCCAAAACUCAAGUUCAAGUCCGGGGCGAAGAACAACGAUCACAAUCAAACUAUGAUUCUCAAUCCUUCCUGCAGAGAAAAAACAGUCUUCCGCUGGGUACUAAAUCCCAUGGAUUGACAAUCAUUCCACCUCUUCAAAACAUGCUGAAAGUUAAGGCUGGCAACCCCUCUCACAAUGGCCGUGUGUGCAGCACAUGGGGUAACUUCCACUUCAAGAACUUCGAUGGGGACAUCUUUUAUUUCCCUGGGGUCUGCAAUUACAUCUUUGCAUCCAACUGCAAAUCUGCCUAUGAGGAUUUCAACAUCCAGAUUAGGCGUACAAUGGUGGAAAAUGCUACCAUGAUCACCCACGUCGUCAUGAAGCUGGAAGGAGCAGUGGUUGAACUGACCCGCACAUCCGUCCUGGUCAAUGGCCAACAGGUUCAGAUGCCCUACAACCAUAUGGGAGUCUUGGUAGAGAGAAGCAACAGCUAUCUAAAAGUUUCUGCCAAGUUAGGACUGACCUUCCUUUGGAAUGAAGAGGAUGCCCUCCUGGUGGAACUAGAUAAGAAAUAUGCCAAUCAAACUUGCGGACUGUGUGGGGACUUCAAUGGAAUUCCAACCAAUAAUGAGUUUAUUUCACAGAAUACAAAACUGACUGCCGUUCAGUUUGGGAAUAGGCAGAAGAUAGAUGGACCCACAGAGCAGUGUGAUGACCCUAUUCCUCCUGCUGUUCUGAAGAACUGCUCAAGUGAAUUUGCUUCUAUCUGUGAGACAGUAUUAACCAGUGAAGCAUUCACAAGCUGUAAUGUACUUGUGGAUGUUCAGGACUACAUUGAAACUUGCAUACAAGACUUAUGCCACUGUGAUACCUCUAUGGCUGACUUCUGCAUGUGCAACACCUUUGCUGAAUACUCACGGCAGUGUGCUCAUGCUGGUGGACAGCCUCUGAACUGGAGAACCUCAGAAUUGUGCCCCAAAUCAUGUCCCUUCAACAUGCAACACCAGGAAUGUGGCUCCCCCUGCUCUGAUACCUGCAGCAACCCCGAAAGAUCUGCACUUUGUGAAGAUCAUUGUACAGAUGGCUGUGUCUGUCCUCCAGGAAUGGUAUUUGAUGACAUUAAUGGUGCUGGCUGUAUUCCCCGUAAGGAAUGUCACUGUACCUAUGAAAGUGAAACUUAUGCUCCUGGUACCUCCUUCUCAUCUAAAUGCAGAUCAUGUACCUGUGCUGGAGGUGAAUGGGCUUGCGUCACCCAGUCGUGUCCUGGAACUUGCAGUAUUGAAGGAGGUUCCCACAUCUCAACAUUUGAUGAAAAAUAUUAUUCCUUCUUUGGAGACUGUAGCUAUGUCCUAACCAAGGUAAAAAAUCACAAUGAUUUCACUGUCCUGGGAGACAUCCACAAAUGUGGCCUGACUGACACUGAGACAUGCCUCAAGGGUGUAGCCAUCAGCCUAAGUGGAGGACAAACUAACAUUGUGAUCCAGCCUUCUGGCAGCGUAUUUGUGAAUAUGAUCUACACACAGCUGCCCUUCUCUGCAGCAAAUGUCACCAUCUUCAGACCAUCAUCGUUCUUCAUCAUUUUACAAACAGCCUUUGGUCUUCAGCUACAGAUCCAGCUUACCCCUCUCAUGCAACUUUUUAUAAACUUAGACCCAUCACAUAAAGGGCAGACCUGUGGUCUCUGUGGAAAUUUCAAUGAUGUCCAGACUGAUGACUUCAAAACCACCAGUGGUGUAAUAGAGGGUACUUCAGCUGCCUUUGGCAAUACUUGGAAAACACGGGCUGAUUGUCCUGAUGCCAAAAUCACCUUUGAGAACCCCUGUACCCUCAGCAUAGAAAAUGACAAGUACGCUCAGCACUGGUGUGGCCUGCUCUCUGAUACCACGGGACCUUUUGCUGAAUGUCACUCAACAGUGAAUCCAGAAGUUUACCAGAAGAACUGCAUGUUUGACACAUGUAACUGUGAGAACACUGAGGACUGCAUGUGUGCUGCCCUCUCCAGCUACGUCAGAGCCUGUGCUGUGAAAGGAGUUCUCCUCAAUGGAUGGAGGAACAAAGUCUGCACGAAAUACACCAACAUGUGUCCGAAAUCCCUGAAGUACACUUACAAUAUUGAUUCCUGUCAACCCACUUGUCGCUCUCUGAGUGAGCCUGAUGUCACAUGCAACAUCAAGUUUGUCCCAGUUGAUGGCUGCACCUGCAUAAAUGGAACCUACAUGGAUGAAAGUGGCAAAUGUGUGCCUGCUUCUAGCUGUCCUUGUUACUACAAAGGAAUGCCUCUGUCUCCUGGGGAAGUCAUUCAUGAUAAUGGCAUUGUCUGCACUUGCACCUAUGGAAAGCUGAGCUGCAUUGGAGAAAAACCACAGCCAGUCUGUGCAUCUCCCAUGGUCUAUGUUGACUGUGGCAAUGCCACUGCAGGUGUGGCAGGAGCAGAGUGCCAGAAGAGCUGUCAGACUCUAGACAUGGAGUGUUACAAAACCCACUGUGUCUCUGGCUGUGUAUGUCCUCAUAAUUACGUAUUAGAUGGCAAAGGUGGUUGUAUAGCUCCUGAAGAGUGUCCAUGUGUUCACAACGGGGAUUCCUACAGUCCAGGAGAAUCAAUCAGAGUUGGCUGUAACAACUGCACAUGUAGAAACAGAAAGUGGCACUGCUCUGAGGAACCUUGCCUGGAAACCUGUUCAGUUUAUGGAGAUGGGCAUUACACCACCUUUGAUGGCAAACGCUUUGAUUUUGAAGGAGACUGUGAAUAUGUUCUGAUCCAGAACUACUGUGGCAAAAAAGGUUUGGACCAGGGAACCUUCAGAGUCAUCACUGAGAACAUUCCAUGUGGCACUACAGGAACCACCUGCUCUAAGUCUAUUAAAGUUUUCCUGGGGAACUAUGAAUUGGUACUCAGCGAUGGACGUUCUGAUGUCAUCCAGAGAACACCUGGAGGAGAAAUGCCAUUCCAAAUCCGUUCCAUGGGCAUCUACCUGGUUGUUGACACUACUGUUGGCUUGAUACUCAUGUGGGACAAGAAAACCAGCAUAUUCAUCAAACUUAGCCCCAGCUUUCAGGGACAUGUCUGUGGCCUUUGUGGAAAUUAUGAUGGCAAUGGAAACAAUGACUUCACUACCCGCAGCCAGUCUGUGGUAGGAAAUGUGCUGGAGUUUGCUAAUAGCUGGAAAGUGUCUUCUACUUGCCCAAAUGCCAAUCAAACCAAGGAUCCAUGUACUGCAAACCCAUACAGGAAAUCCUGGGCACAGAAACAAUGCAGCAUCAUUACCAGUGAAGUAUUUGCAAAGUGUCACUCCCAGGUUGAACCAAAUGAAUAUUAUCAAGCAUGUGUGGAUGAUGCAUGUGCUUGCGACACCGGAGGAGACUGUGAAUGUUUCUGUACAGCAGUAGCUGCCUAUGCUCAAGCAUGCAAUGAGCUGGACAUCUGCAUUUCAUGGAGAACCCCAUCCAUUUGUCCUCUGUUCUGUGAUUACUACAAUCCACAAGGGGAAUGUGAGUGGCACUACAAGCCAUGUGGAGCUCCUUGUAUGAAGACAUGCAAUAAUCCAAGUGGGAAAUGCCUUCAUGAGUUGAGAGGUUUGGAAGGUAAACAUAAUUAUCCCAGGGUCAACACAACUCUCGUUUUUAUUGCAGGCUGUUAUCCACACUGUCCAAAGAAUAAGCCCUAUUUUGAUGAAGAAACCAUGACUUGUGUUUCUAAUUGUGGUUGCUAUGAAAAUGGAAAACAUUACAAGCCAGGAAUGCAGAUGCCUUCAAAGCAGAAUUGUCAAUCAUGUGAAUGCACAAACCAUGGCAAAAAAUGCAAAUAUGAUGAACAUGAAUGCAUCUGCAUUUAUGAAGGACAGACAUAUAACUAUAACGACGUGAUCUACAAUACUACAGAUGGCAUAGGAGGGUGUAUUGUUGCAAUCUGUGGUCCCAAUGGAACACUGCAAAGGGUUGUGUAUGACUGUCCAAUCUCAGCAUCACCCACACCAUUUCAAUUCAGCACUACGCCACCUGCCACUACUUCCACAGCAUCACCAACAACAUCAGUAUGCGUUCAUGAAGUCUGUCAGUGGUCAGAAUGGUAUGAUGGAAGUCUACUAAUACCUGGAUUUGAUGGUGGAGAUUUUGAAACGUUUGAUGAUUUGAGAGCUAAAGGUUAUGAAGUCUGUAGAGCUCCAAAGGCUGUUCAGUGCAGAGCAGAGAAAUUUCCUAACAUACCACUGAAAGACCUUGGCCAAAGAGUAGAAUGCAGUACAACAUCUGGACUUAUAUGUUACAACAAAGAUCAAAUUUCAACAAUGUGCUACAAUUAUGAAAUCAGAAUCUUAUGUUGUGUUUUUGUACCAUGCUCUUCCACACCUUUCAUCACAACACCUUAUGAGACUUCAACACCGACCACACAUAUCCCAAUUCCAGAAAUGACAACCACAACAGCAAGUACCAGUGUCACAACUUCAGCUACAAGCACAGAAAAAACAAGUCCAAUUAUCAGAACAAGUACUCCUUCAGAAACAUCUCUGGAAACAACAAGUACUUCCACUGAGCCCAUAACCAGUACAAUGCCUUGCCAACCAAAGUGCAAAUGGUCCCAAUGGUAUGAUGUCCAUUUCCCGACUUUGCAGAACAAAGGAGAUUAUGAAACUUACCAUGACGUUAGAUCAGCUGGAAAAGCAAUCUGCAGACAUCCUGAAAAAAUACAAUGCAGAGCAGAAAAAUACCCACGUAAAUCCAUUGAAGAAAUUGGCCAGGUUGUUCAUUGCAAUGUAUCAUUUGGACUUAUCUGCAGAAAUGAGGAUCAAAAAGGAGAACUGCAUAUAUGUCUUAACUAUCAGAUAAAAGUACUCUGUUGUGAUGACUACAGCCACUGUCUAACAACAAGAGUGACACCUACUGUAUCAAUGGAAACUUCUGCCAGUACACCAUCAACAAUUCCUACAACUUCUGAAACUUCAACAUUCACACCUUCAGUUACUAAAGAAAUAACAACAACCACAACGGAAACGACACCAGUCACCACAACUCCUUCAACAGCUCCUGGUUGCAUAAAAGAGGAAUGUGACUGGUCAAUAUGGUAUGACGUUAGUUAUCCAGGAUCUGGAUAUAAUGAUGGAGAUUUUGACACAGUUGAGAACAUUAUAAAACAUGGAUACAAAGUCUGUGCUAACAGAAAGGCUGUGGAAUGCAGAGCAGUAAGGUUCCCUGACACACCGUAUCCUCUUCUGGAGCAACACAUUACAUGCAACACUGAAGAAGGAUUAACAUGCUACAAUAAAGACCAGCUACCACCAAUUUGCUAUAAUUAUGAAAUAAGAUUUAAAUGCUGUAGAAACAUAACAGUACCAUGCAAAACAACUCAAACGCCAUAUUCAACCACACAAGAGUCAACAACAGUGACAUAUUCUACAACUCUAACUACACAAUACACGGAAAUAUCAACGACAGAAACUACACCAGAAUUGCACACCAAACAUAAAACAACCACUGCAUCAACAAUACCACCAGAAACAGAACAUAUUCAUAGCAAAACUACAUCAACACCAACAACACAAACACAAACAGAAAAAAAGACCACAUAUACCACAUUACCAACCACGGUCACGACCUCCACCUCGACAGCGCCCACCUCCUCACAACCAACAGCACCCAGCUCAACUAGCACCAGCACCUUCACACCAACCCCUACUGUCAUCCCCUCAACCAGCACGACUUACCGCACGGAAGCCACUACCAUCUGUCAACCUGAACUGUGCUCCUGGACGGAAUGGUUCGAUGUUGACUUCCCCGCCUCAGGACCAAACCAGGGAGACUUCGAAACAUACCAGCACAUCCGGGCUGCCGGGAAGGAAGUCUGUCAACAGCCCAAACAAAUCCAGUGCCAGGCGGAGGACUACCCCGAGAUUUCCAUCGAAAACAUCGGGCAGGUUGUACAGUGCGAUGUCCACUUUGGACUGGUGUGUAAGAACGAAGAACAGCCUGGUAAAUUCAAGAUGUGCUUCAACUACAAGAUCCGCGUCCUCUGCUGCACCCCUAACUACAACUGCCCACCCACCACCUCACCUACCACCAGCCCCACCAGCACCAUCAUCCCAAGCACCGUCACAUCACCCACCACGGUCACGACCUCCACCUCUACUAGCUACUCCACCACCACAGCGCCCACCUCCUCACAAUCAACACCACUAAGCUCCACCAGCACCAGCACCUUCACGCCAACCCCUACUGUCAUCCCCUCAACCAGCACGACUUACCGCACGGAAGCCACUACCAUCUGUCAACCUGAACUGUGCUCCUGGACGGAAUGGUUCGACGUUGACUUCCCCGCCUCAGGACCUAACCAGGGAGACUUCGAAACAUACCAGCACAUCCGGGCUGCCGGGAAGGAAGUCUGUCAACAGCCCAAACAAAUCCAGUGCCAGGCGGAGGACUACCCCGAGAUUUCCAUCGAAAACAUCGGGCAGGUUGUACAGUGCGAUGUCCACUUUGGACUGGUGUGUAAGAACGAAGAACAGCCUGGUAAAUUCAAGAUGUGCUUCAACUACAAGAUCCGCGUCCUCUGCUGCACCCCUAACUACAACUGCCCACCCACCACCUCACCUACCACCAGCCCCACCAGCACCAUCAUCCCAAGCACCAUCACAUCACCCACCACGGUCACGACCUCCACCUCUACUAGCUACUCCACCACCACAGCGCCCACCUCCUCACAAUCAACACCACUAAGCUCCACCAGCACCAGCACCUUCACGACAACCCCUACUGUCAUCCCCUCAACCAGCACGACUUACCGCACGGAAGCCACUACCAUCUGUCAACCUGAACUGUGCUCCUGGACGGAAUGGUUCGAUGUUGACUUCCCCGCCUCAGGACCUAACCAGGGAGACUUCGAAACCUACCAGCACAUCCGGGCUGCCGGGAAGGAAGUCUGUCAACAGCCCAAACAAAUCCAGUGCCAGGCGGAGGACUACCCCGAGAUUUCCAUCGAAAACAUCGGGCAGGUUGUACAGUGCGACGUCCACUUUGGACUGGUGUGUAAGAACGAAGACCAGCCUGGUAAAUUCAAGAUGUGCUUCAACUACAAGAUCCGCGUCCUCUGCUGCACCGUUAACUACAACUGCCCACCCACCACCUCACCUACCACCAGCCCCACCAGCACCAUCAUCCCAAGCACCGUCACAUCACCCACCACGGUCACGACCUCCACCUCUACUAGCUACUCCACCACCACAGCGCCCACCUCCUCACAAUCAACACCACUAAGCUCCACCAGCACCAGCACCUUCACGACAACCCCUACUGUCAUCCCCUCAACCAGCACGACUUACCGCACGGAAGCCACUACCAUCUGUCAACCUGAACUGUGCUCCUGGACGGAAUGGUUCGAUGUUGACUUCCCCGCCUCAGGACCUAACCAGGGAGACUUCGAAACAUACCAGCACAUCCGGGCUGCCGGGAAGGAAGUCUGUCAACAGCCCAAACAAAUCCAGUGCCAGGCAGAGGACUACCCCGAGAUUUCCAUCGAAAACAUCGGGCAGGUUGUACAGUGCGAUGUCCACUUUGGACUGGUGUGUAAGAACGAAGAACAGCCCAGCAGAUUCAAGAUGUGCCUCAACUACAAGAUCCGCGUCCUCUGCUGCACCCCUAACUACAACUGCCCACCCACCACCUCACCUACCACCAGCCCCACCAGCACCAUCAUCCCAAGCACCGUCACAUCACCCACCACGGUCACGACCUCCACCUCUACUAGCUACUCCACCACCACAGCGCCCACCUCCUCACAAUCAACACCACUAAGCUCCACCAGCACCAGCACCUUCACGCCAACCCCUACUGUCAUCCCCUCAACCAGCACGACUUACCGCACGGAAGCCACUACCAUCUGUCAACCUGAACUGUGCUCCUGGACGGAAUGGUUCGAUGUUGACUUCCCCGCCUCAGGACCUAACCAGGGAGACUUCGAAACAUACCAGCACAUCCGGGCUGCCGGGAAGGAAGUCUGUCAACAGCCCAAACAAAUCCAGUGCCAGGCGGAGGACUACCCCGAGAUUUCCAUCGAAAACAUCGGGCAGGUUGUACAGUGCGACGUCCACUUUGGACUGGUGUGUAAGAACGAAGACCAGCCCAGCAGAUUCAAGAUGUGCUUCAACUACAAGAUCCGCGUCCUCUGCUGCACCCCUAACUACAACUGCCCACCCACCACCUCACCUACCACCAGCCCCACCAGCACUAUCAUCCCAAGCACCAUCACAUCACCCACCACGGUCACGACCUCCACCUCUACUAGCUACUCCACCACCACAGCGCCCACCUCCUCACAAUCAACACCAUUAAGCUCCACCAGCACCAGCACCUUCACGCCAACCCCUACUGUCAUCCCCUCAACCAGCACGACUUACCGCACGGAAGCCACUACCAUCUGUCAACCUGAACUGUGCUCCUGGACGGAAUGGUUUGACGUUGACUUCCCCGCCUCGGGACCAAACCAGGGAGACUUCGAAACAUACCAGCACAUCCGGGCUGCCGGGAAGGAAGUCUGUCAACAGCCCAAACAAAUUCAGUGCCAGGCGGAGGACUACCCCGAGAUUUCCAUCGAAAACAUCGGGCAGGUUGUACAGUGCGAUGUCCACUUUGGACUGGUGUGCAAGAACGAAGACCAGCCCAGCAGAUUCAAGAUGUGCCUCAACUACAAGAUCCGUGUCCUCUGCUGCACCCCUAACUACAACUGCCCACCCACCACCUCACCUACCACCAGCCCCACCAGCACCAUCAUCCCAAGCACCGUCACAUCACCCACCACGGUCACGACCUCCACCUCUACUAGCUACUCAACCACCACAGCGCCCACCUCCUCACAAUCAACACCACUAAGCUCCACCAGCACCAGCACCUUCACGACAACCCCUACUGUCAUCCCCUCAACCAGCACGACUUACCGCACGGAAGCCACUACCAUCUGUCAACCUGAACUGUGCUCCUGGACGGAAUGGUUUGACGUUGACUUCCCCGCCUCAGGACCAAACCAGGGAGACUUCGAAACAUACCAGCACAUCCGGGCUGCCGGGAAGGAAGUCUGUCAACAGCCCAAACAAAUCCAGUGCCAGGCGGAGGACUACCCCGAGAUUUCCAUCGAAAACAUCGGGCAGGUUGUACAGUGCGAUGUCCACUUUGGACUGGUGUGCAAGAACGAAGACCAGCCCAGCAGAUUCAAGAUGUGCCUCAACUACAAGAUCCGUGUCCUCUGCUGCACCCCUAACUACAACUGCCCACCCACCACCUCACCUACCACCAGCCCCACCAGCACCAUCAUCCCAAGCACCGUCACAUCACCCACCACGGUCACGACCUCCACCUCUACUAGCUACUCCACCACCACAGCGCCCACCUCCUCACAAUCAACACCACUAAGCUCCACCAGCACCAGCACCUUCACGCCAACCCCUACUGUCAUCCCCUCAACCAGCACGACUUACCGCACGGAAGCCACUACCAUCUGUCAACCUGAACUGUGCUCCUGGACGGAAUGGUUCGAUGUUGACUUCCCCGCCUCAGGACCUAACCAGGGAGACUUCGAAACCUACCAGCACAUCCGGGCUGCCGGGAAGGAAGUCUGUCAACAGCCCAAACAAAUCCAGUGCCAGGCGGAGGACUACCCCGAGAUUUCCAUCGAAAACAUCGGGCAGGUUGUACAGUGCGACGUCCACUUUGGACUGGUGUGUAAGAACGAAGACCAGCCCAGCAGAUUCAAGAUGUGCCUCAACUAUAAGAUCCGCGUCCUCUGCUGCACCCCUAACUACAACUGCCCACCCACCACCUCACCUACCACCAGCCCCACCAGCACUAUCAUCCCAAGCACCAUCACAUCACCCACCACGGUCAAGACCUCCACCUCUACUAGCUACUCCACCACCACAGCGCCCACCUCCUCACAAUCAACACCAUUAAGCUCCACCAGCACCAGCACCUUCACGCCAACCCCUACUGUCAUCCCCUCAACCAGCACGACUUACCGCACGGAAGCCACUACCAUCUGUCAACCUGAACUGUGCUCCUGGACGGAAUGGUUCGACGUUGACUUCCCCGCCUCGGGACCAAACCAGGGAGACUUCGAAACAUACCAGCACAUCCGGGCUGCCGGGAAGGAAGUCUGUCAACAGCCCAAACAAAUUCAGUGCCAGGCGGAGGACUACCCCGAGAUUUCCAUCGAAAACAUCGGGCAGGUUGUACAGUGCGAUGUCCACUUUGGACUGGUGUGCAAGAACGAAGACCAGCCCAGCAGAUUCAAGAUGUGCCUCAACUACAAGAUCCGUGUCCUCUGCUGCACCCCUAACUACAACUGCCCACCCACCACCUCACCUACCACCAGCCCCACCAGCACCAUCAUCCCAAGCACCGUCACAUCACCCACCACGGUCACGACCUCCACCUCUACUAGCUACUCAACCACCACAGCGCCCACCUCCUCACAAUCAACACCACUAAGCUCCACCAGCACCAGCACCUUCACGCCAACCCCUACUGUCAUCCCCUCAACCAGCACGACUUACCGCACGGAAGCCACUACCAUCUGUCAACCUGAACUGUGCUCCUGGACGGAAUGGUUUGACGUUGACUUCCCCGCCUCAGGACCAAACCAGGGAGACUUCGAAACCUACCAGCACAUCCGGGCUGCCGGGAAGGAAGUCUGUCAACAGCCCAAACAAAUCCAGUGCCAGGCGGAGGACUACCCCGAGAUUUCCAUCGAAAACAUCGGGCAGGUUGUACAGUGCGAUGUCCACUUUGGACUGGUGUGCAAGAACGCAACUACAAGAUCCGUGUCCUCUGCUGCACCCCUAACUACAACUCCACCCACCACCUCACCUACCACCAGCCCCACCAGCACCAUCAUCCCAAGCACCGUCACAUCACCCACCACGGUCACGACCUCCACCUCUACUAGCUACUCCACCACCACAGCGCCCACCUCCUCACAAUCAACACCACUAAGCUCCACCAGCACCAGCACCUUCACGCCAACCCCUACUGUCAUCCCCUCAACCAGCACGACUUACCGCACGGAAGCCACUACCAUCUGUCAACCUGAACUGUGCUCCUGGACGGAAUGGUUCGAUGUUGACUUCCCCGCCUCAGGACCUAACCAGGGAGACUUCGAAACCUACCAGCACAUCCGGGCUGCCGGGAAGGAAGUCUGUCAACAGCCCAAACAAAUCCAGUGCCAGGCGGAGGACUACCCCGAGAUUUCCAUCGAAAACAUCGGGCAGGUUGUACAGUGCGACGUCCACUUUGGACUGGUGUGUAAGAACGAAGACCAGCCCAGCAGAUUCAAGAUGUGCCUCAACUAUAAGAUCCGCGUCCUCUGCUGCACCCCUAACUACAACUGCCCACCCACCACCUCACCUACCACCAGCCCCACCAGCACCAUCAUCCCAAGCACCAUCACAUCACCCACCACGGUCACGACCUCCACCUCUACUAGCUACUCCACCACCACAGCGCCCACCUCCUCACAAUCAACACCAUUAAGCUCCACCAGCACCAGCACCUUCACGCCAACCCCUACUGUCAUCCCCUCAACCAGCACGACUUACCGCACGGAAGCCACUACCAUCUGUCAACCUGAACUGUGCUCCUGGACGGAAUGGUUCGAUGUUGACUUCCCCGCCUCGGGACCAAACCAGGGAGACUUCGAAACAUACCAGCACAUCCGGGCUGCCGGGAAGGAAGUCUGUCAACAGCCCAAACAAAUUCAGUGCCAGGCGGAGGACUACCCCGAGGUUUCCAUCGAAAACAUCGGGCAGGUUGUACAGUGCGAUGUCCACUUUGGACUGGUGUGCAAGAACGAAGACCAGCCCAGCAGAUUCAAGAUGUGCCUCAACUAUAAGAUCCGUGUCCUCUGCUGCACCCCUAACUACAACUGCCCACCCACCACCUCACCUACCACCAGCCCCACCAGCACCAUCAUCCCAAGCACCAUCACAUCACCCACCACGGUCACGACCUCCACCUCUACUAGCUACUCCACCACCACAGCGCCUACCUCCUCACAAUCAACACCACUAAGCUCCACCAGCACCAGCACCUUCACGACAACCCCUACUGUCAUCCCCUCAACCAGCACGACUUACCGCACGGAAGCCACUACCAUCUGUCAACCUGAACUGUGCUCCUGGACGGAAUGGUUUGACGUUGACUUCCCCGCCUCAGGACCAAACCAGGGAGACUUCGAAACAUACCAGCACAUCCGGGCUGCCGGGAAGGAAGUCUGUCAACAGCCCAAACAAAUCCAGUGCCAGGCGGAGGACUACCCCGAGAUUUCCAUCGAAAACAUCGGGCAGGUUGUACAGUGCGAUGUCCACUUUGGACUGGUGUGUAAGAACGAAGACCAGCCCAGCAGAUUCAAGAUGUGCCUCAACUAUAAGAUCCGUGUCCUCUGCUGCACCCCUAACUACAACUGCCCACCCACCACCUCACCUACCACCGGCCCCACCAGCACCAUCAUCCCAAGCACCGUCACAUCACCCACCACGGUCACGACCUCCACCUCUACUAGCUACUCCACCACCACAGCGCCCACCUCCUCACAAUCAACACCACUAAGCUCCACCAGCACCAGCACCUUCACGACAACCCCUACUGUCAUCCCCUCAACCAGCACGACUUACCGCACGGAAGCCACUACCAUCUGUCAACCUGAACUGUGCUCCUGGACGGAAUGGUUCGACGUUGACUUCCCCGCCUCAGGACCUAACCAGGGAGACUUCGAAACAUACCAGCACAUCCGGGCUGCCGGGAAGGAAGUCUGUCAACAGCCCAAACAAAUCCAGUGCCAGGCAGAGGACUACCCCGAGAUUUCCAUCGAAAACAUCGGGCAGGUUGUACAGUGCGAUGUCCACUUUGGACUGGUGUGUAAGAACGAAGACCAGCCCGGCAGAUUCAAGAUGUGCCUCAACUAUAAGAUCCGUGUCCUCUGCUGCACCCCUAACUACAACUGCCCACCCACCACCUCACCUACCACCAGCCCCACCAGCACCAUCAUCCCAAGCACCGUCACAUCACCCACCACGGUCACGACCUCCACCUCUACUAGCUACUCCACCACCACAGCGCCCACCUCCUCACAAUCAACACCACUAAGCUCCACCAGCACCAGCACCUUCACGACAACCCCUACUGUCAUCCCCUCAACCAGCACGACUUACCGCACGGAAGCCACUACCAUCUGUCAACCUGAACUGUGCUCCUGGACGGAAUGGUUCGACGUUGACUUCCCCGCCUCAGGACCUAACCAGGGAGACUUCGAAACAUACCAGCACAUCCGGGCUGCCGGGAAGGAAGUCUGUCAACAGCCCAAACAAAUCCAGUGCCAGGCGGAGGACUACCCCGAGAUUUCCAUCGAAAACAUCGGGCAGGUUGUACAGUGCGAUGUCCACUUUGGACUGGUGUGUAAGAACGAAGACCAGCCCAGCAGAUUCAAGAUGUGCCUCAACUAUAAGAUCCGUGUCCUCUGCUGCACCGUUAACUACAACUGCCCACCCACCACCUCACCUACCACCAGCCCCACCAGCACCAUCAUCCCAAGCACCGUCACAUCACCCACCACGGUCACGACCUCCACCUCUACUAGCUACUCCACCACCACAGCGCCCACCUCCUCACAAUCAACACCACUAAGCUCCACCAGCACCAGCACCUUCACGCCAACCCCUACUGUCAUCCCCUCAACCAGCACGACUUACCGCACGGAAGCCACUACCAUCUGUCAACCUGAACUGUGCUCCUGGACGGAAUGGUUCGACGUUGACUUCCCCGCCUCAGGACCUAACCAGGGAGACUUCGAAACAUACCAGCACAUCCGGGCUGCCGGGAAGGAAGUCUGUCAACAGCCCAAACAAAUCCAGUGCCAGGCGGAGGACUACCCCGAGAUUUCCAUCGAAAACAUCGGGCAGGUUGUACAGUGCGAUGUCCACUUUGGACUGGUGUGUAAGAACGAAGACCAGCCCAGCAGAUUCAAGAUGUGCCUCAACUAUAAGAUCCGUGUCCUCUGCUGCACCGUUAACUACAACUGCCCACCCACCACCUCACCUACCACCAGCCCCACCAGCACCAUCAUCCCAAGCACCGUCACAUCACCCACCACGGUCACGACCUCCACCUCUACUAGCUACUCCACCACCACAGCGCCCACCUCCUCACAAUCAACACCACUAAGCUCCACCAGCACCAGCACCUUCACGCCAACCCCUACUGUCAUCCCCUCAACCAGCAUGACUUACCGCACGGAAGCCACUACCAUCUGUCAACCUGAACUGUGCUCCUGGACGGAAUGGUUCGAUGUUGACUUCCCCGCCUCAGGACCAAACCAGGGAGACUUCGAAACCUACCAGCACAUCCGGGCUGCCGGGAAGGAAGUCUGUCAACAGCCCAAACAAAUCCAGUGCCAGGCGGAGGACUACCCCGAGAUUUCCAUCGAAAACAUCGGGCAGGUUGUACAGUGCGAUGUCCACUUUGGACUGGUGUGUAAGAACGAAGACCAGCCCAGCAGAUUCAAGAUGUGCCUCAACUAUAAGAUCCGUGUCCUCUGCUGCACCGUUAACUACAACUGCCCACCCACCACCUCACCUACCACCAGCCCCACCAGCACCAUCAUCCCAAGCACCGUCACAUCACCCACCACGGUCACGACCUCCACCUCUACUAGCUACUCCACCACCACAGCGCCCACCUCCUCACAAUCAACACCACUAAGCUCCACCAGCACCAGCACCUUCACGACAACCCCUACUGUCAUCCCCUCAACCAGCACGACUUACCGCACGGAAGCCACUACCAUCUGUCAACCUGAACUGUGCUCCUGGACGGAAUGGUUCGACGUUGACUUCCCCGCCUCAGGACCUAACCAGGGAGACUUCGAAACCUACCAGCACAUCCGGGCUGCCGGGAAGGAAGUCUGUCAACAGCCCAAACAAAUCCAGUGCCAGGCGGAGGACUACCCCGAGAUUUCCAUCGAAAACAUCGGGCAGGUUGUACAGUGCGAUGUCCACUUUGGACUGGUGUGCAAGAACGAAGACCAGCCCGGCAGAUUCAAGAUGUGCCUCAACUACAAGAUCCGCGUCCUCUGCUGCACCCCUAACUACAACUGCCCACCCACCACCUCACCUACCACCAGCCCCACCAGCACCAUCAUCCCAAGCACCGUCACAUCACCCACCACGGUCACGACCUCCACCUCUACUAGCUACUCCACCACCACAGCACCCACCUCCUCACAAUCAACACCACUAAGCUCCACCAGCACCAGCACCUUCACGCCAACCCCUACUGUCAUCCCCUCAACCAGCACGACUUACCGCACGGAAGCCACUACCAUCUGUCAACCUGAACUGUGCUCCUGGACGGAAUGGUUCGAUGUUGACUUCCCCGCCUCGGGACCAAACCAGGGAGACUUCGAAACAUACCAGCACAUCCGGGCUGCCGGGAAGGAAGUCUGUCAACAGCCCAAACAAAUCCAGUGCCAGGCGGAGGACUACCCCGAGAUUUCCAUCGAAAACAUCGGGCAGGUUGUACAGUGCGAUGUCCACUUUGGACUGGUGUGUAAGAACGAAGACCAGCCCAGCAGAUUCAAGAUGUGCCUCAACUACAAGAUCCGUGUCCUCUGCUGCACCCCUAACUACAACUGCCCACCCACCACCUCACCUACCACCAGCCCCACCAGCACCAUCAUCCCAAGCACCGUCACAUCACCCACCACGGUCACGACCUCCACCUCUACUAGCUACUCCACCACCACAGCGCCCACCUCCUCACAAUCAACACCACUAAGCUCCACCAGCACCAGCACCUUCACGACAACCCCUACUGUCAUCCCCUCAACCAGCACGACUUACCGCACGGAAGCCACUACCAUCUGUCAACCUGAACUGUGCUCCUGGACGGAAUGGUUUGACGUUGACUUCCCCGCCUCAGGACCAAACCAGGGAGACUUCGAAACAUACCAGCACAUCCGGGCUGCCGGGAAGGAAGUCUGUCAACAGCCCAACAAAUCCAGUGCCAGGCGGAGGACUACCCCGAGAUUUCCAUCGAAAACAUCGGGCAGGUUGUACAGUGCGAUGUCCACUUUGGACUGGUGUGCAAGAACGAAGACCAGCCCAGCAGAUUCAAGAUGUGCCUCAACUACAAGAUCCGUGUCCUCUGCUGCACCCCUAACUACAACUGCCCACCCAACCUCACCUACCACCAGCCCCACCAGCACCACCACCAUCACAUCACCCACCACAGUCACGACCUCCACCUCCACUAGCUACUCCACCACCACAGCACCCAUCUCCUCACAAUCAACACCACCAAGUUCCACCAGCACCAGCACCUUCACGCCGACCCCUACUGUCAUCCCCUCAACCAGCACGACUUACCGCACGGAAGCCACUACCAUCUGUCAACCUGAACUGUGCUCCUGGACGGAAUGGUUCGACGUUGACUUCCCCGCCUCAGGACCUAACCAGGGAGACUUUGAAACAUACCAGCACAUCCGGGCUGCCGGGAAGGAUGUCUGUCAACAGCCGAAACAAAUCCAGUGCCAGGCGGAGGACUACCCUGAGAUUUCCAUCGAAAACAUCGGGCAGGUUGUACAGUGUGACAUCCACUUUGGACUGGUGUGCAAGAACGAAGACCAGCCUGGUAAAUUCAAGAUGUGCCUCAACUACAAGAUCCGCGUCCUCUGCUGCACCCCUAACUACAACUGCCCACCCACCACCUCACCUACCACCGGCCCCACCAGCACCACCACCAUCACAUCACCCACCACAGUCACGACCUCCACCUCCACUAGCUACUCCACCACCACAGCACCCAUCUCCUCACAAUCAACACCACCAAGUUCCACCAGCACCAGCACCUUCACGCCGACCCCUACUGUCAUCCCCUCAACCAGCACGACUUACCGCACUGAGCCCACUACCAUCUGUCAACCUGAACUGUGCUCCUGGACGGAAUGGUUCGACGUUGACUUCCCCGCCUCAGGACCUAACCAGGGAGACUUUGAAACAUACCAGCACAUCCGGGCUGCCGGUAAGGAUGUCUGUCAACAGCCCAAACAAAUCCAGUGCCAGGCGGAGGACUACCCCGAGAUUUCCAUCGAAAACAUCGGGCAGGUUGUACAGUGUGACAUCCACUUUGGACUGGUGUGUAAGAAUGAAGACCAGCCUGGUAAAUUCAAGAUGUGCCUCAACUAUAAGAUCCGUGUCCUCUGCUGCACCCCUAACUACAACUGCCCACCCACCACCUCACCUACCACCAGCCCCACCAGCACCAUCAUCCCAAGCACCGUCACAUCACCCACCACGGUCACGACCUCCACCUCUACUAGCUACUCCACCACCACAGCGCCCACCUCCUCACAAUCAACACCACUAAGCUCCACCAGCACCAGCACCUUCACGCCAACCCCUACUGUCAUCCCCUCAACCAGCACGACUUACCGCACUGAGCCCACUACCAUCUGUCAGCCUGAACUGUGCUCCUGGACGGAAUGGUUCGACGUUGACUUCCCCGCCUCAGGACCUAACCAGGGAGACUUUGAAACAUACCAGCACAUCCGGGCUGCCGGGAAGGAAGUCUGUCAACAGCCCAAACAAAUCCAGUGCCAGGCGGAAGACUACCCCGAGAUUUCCAUCGAAAACAUCGGGCAGGUUGUACAGUGUGACAUCCACUUUGGACUGGUGUGUAAGAACGAAGACCAGCCUGGUAAAUUCAAGAUGUGCUUCAACUAUAAGAUCCGUGUCCUCUGCUGCACCCCUAACUACAACUGCCCACAAUCUACCACACCAUCCCAUGCCCCUUCAACCAUCCCUACAGCAUCAGAAACCACCAGUUAUACUACUUCUAUUCCUACGUCUACACCAUGUUUCUGUAAAAUUGGAGAUGACAUUUAUUCACCUGGUGAUGUGAUUUACAACAGAAUGGACAGUGAUGGAUGUAGAUUUUAUGCCAUUUGCAGUCAAGCAUGUUCAGUUGAACGAUACACCGGACCUUGUAAUGUUACUACUCCUGUAACUACUACUUCCCCUCAGACACCUCCUGUAACAACAUCAGCUCCAUCUCCUCCUUCAGGUUGUGUUUCUAGUACUUACCCUCCCCUACAGCCUGGCCAGAGAUACAAAUUAUCCAACUGUACAGAAAUCAUCUGUGAGGGAGACAACAAAAUAAAAGUAGUUCAAACAAUCUGCCCACCUGUAAAGGAAAUUACCUGUGCAAACAAAUAUCCACCAAUACUGGUACCUGAUGAAAAUCGCUGCUGUUACCACUACGAGUGUCAAUGUGUGUGCAGUGGAUGGGGUGAUCCUCAUUAUAUUACUUUUGAUGGAACCUACUAUACUUUCCUUGAAAACUGCACUUAUGUCCUGGUGAAACAGAUUGUACCUAAAUACGACAACUUCCGUGUUUACAUUGACAAUUAUUACUGCGAUUCAAAAGAUGGACUUUCCUGUCCUAAAUCGAUUAUUAUUUUCUACAAAUCUGCAGAAGUGGUGCUGACCCGUGAACUGAUGACGAAUGUGAUGUACUUCAACAAAAAUAUUGUCCAACCAGGCUUUAAUAAGGAUGGCAUUUAUUUCUCCACACUUGGCAUCAAUAUGAUUGUUGAAAUACCAGAAAUUGGUGCAACCAUCACCUUUAGUGGGCUGAUUUUCUCCGUGAAACUUCCGUACAGCAAAUUUGGCAACAAUACUGAAGGACAAUGUGGAACAUGUACAAAUAAUGAAGCAGAUGAAUGCCGCUUGCCAAGUGGUAAGAUCAUUUCUUCCUGUCCCCAAAUGGCUCAUCACUGGCUUGUUGGUAACAACAAAUCUUGCAGUGGAGUAACACCAUCACCACUCAUAACCACACCUCCACCAAGGCCUCAGUGUAAAGUUCCCGAACUCUGCAAGAUUAUCCUGAGCAAAGUUUUUGCAAAAUGCCAUGAUGUGAUACCCCCAGAACCAUUUUUCAAAGGAUGCGUUUUUGAUGGGUGUCGCAUGACUGAUGAAUCCAUGCAGUGUUCCAGUCUGGAGAUGUAUAGUACAGAGUGUGGUUUUAGAGGUGUCUGCAUUGACUGGAGAGGAAAGACAAACAACACCUGCCCAUACAACUGUCCAGCAAACAUGGAAUACAAGCCAUGUGGGUCCAUUAAUCCUGCUACCUGUGAGCAAAGGUAUGGAAAGACCAAAAAAAACAACUGCUUCUCUUUGUCUUUUUUCUACUUUUACCUACCUACUUCCCUUACUAAAUUGAACUAUUUCAUAAUUAAACAUCUCAUGAAUUUGCAUACUUUAUUCAAGAUUUAUAUAUAUCAUAGCUCUGUGGACCAUCCGGGCUAUGGAGUAACUGAAGGAUGUUUCUGUCCUGAAGGAACAACACUCCUGAGUGAAGACAGCAGCAUCUGUGUUUCUGAAUGUUCUUGUAGGGAACCAAAUGGAGUAUACAGAGGGCCAGGAGAAAAAUGGACAACAAAUUGCCAGGAAUGCGUCUGUGACAGAUACACUCUCAGAGUGCAGUGUACAAAACACGUAUGUUCUAUGCCACAGCAAAAAGCUUGUUACGAACCAGGUUACAUGCCUGUUCAGAUACAGAUACCAGAAGAUCCAUGCUGUACCAGGACUGAGUGCUACUGUAAUACCAGCCUCUGCCCUGAGGCCACACACCAGUGCUUAGAGGGACAGGAAAUAAUCACAGUAACACAGCCUGGAAAAUGCUGUCCUACCUUUGAAUGCAGACAUGGCUGUGUAGUCAAUGAAACCUACUAUGCACCUGGAGCUGCGAUACCAUCAGGCCCCUGUGAAACCUGUACCUGCUCUGAAUUCCCUUACUCAAGCCUUCAGCAGGUUGCUGUCAAGUGCCAGCCUGUUAUCUGUGACACCUACUGCCCAAUGGGAUAUAAGUAUACAGUGGAACCUGGAAAGUGCUGCGGCACAUGCAAGGCAGAGGCCUGUAUAGUGACCAUGGGAGACAACACUACACACGUGCUCAAGAUUGGAGAAUACUGGAAUCAGCCUGGUAAUAACUGUACAGCCUACACAUGUGAAAAACACAACGGACAGUUCAUUACAGUCAUCGUAAAGAAAACCUGUCCCUACUUUAACCCUGAUGACUGUGAUCCAAAUACCAUCAAGCUAUCAGAUGAUGGAUGCUGUAGAGAGUGCUCGAUAGUACCGACAGGUUGUAAGAAGCACAAUACCACUACUGUCAUCAAGCACCGCGGAUGUGUAUCUCCUUCACCUGUUGAGAUGACAUACUGUGAAGGCAGCUGUGAUGCUUACUCACGAUAUUCUCAAGAGGCAAACAUGAUGGAACAUAAAUGCUCAUGUUGUCAGGAAGUCCAGACUAGCAUAAGAAAGGUGACUCUGACAUGCAGUGAUGGAACCCACCUUGAUCACUCAUACACCUACGUGGAGCAAUGCAGCUGUGUGGGUGCUGAGUGCAUUCCCCAAGACACUGUCAACCAACAACAGCAAACAGGCAAUAUAUGAGGCAAAGAC
Molecule: messenger RNA, 23667 nt
Organism: Cygnus olor (mute swan)
Lineage: Eukaryota; Metazoa; Chordata; Aves; Anseriformes; Anatidae
Product: mucin-5AC-like
Cellular component (GO): extracellular matrix
Molecular function (GO): protein binding
Source: RefSeq, a predicted model, not a curated record